GCCCCGGGGCGCCAUGGAGAACCACACCCUCAGCGUCCAGCAGAUCCAGCCCAAUGUCAUUUCCGUCCGCCUCUUCAAGCGCAGGGUGGGCGGCCUGGGCUUCCUGGUGAAGGAGCGCGUGAACAAGCCACCCGUGAUCAUCUCAGACCUGAUCCGUGGGGGCGCGGCCGAGCAGAGCGGCCUCAUCCAGGCCGGGGACAUCAUCCUGGCGGCCAACGGGCAGCCGCUGGUGGACCUGAGCUACGACAGCGCCCUGGAGGUGCUCAGGGGCAUCGCCUCCGAGACCCACGUGGUCCUCAUCCUGCGGGGCCCCGAGGGCUUCACCACGCACCUGGAGACCACUUUCACUGGCGACGGGACCCCCAAGACCAUCCGGGUGACCCGGCCCCUGGGCCCGGCCCCCACGGCGGCCGUUGAUCUGUCCUCGCAGCCCUCGGCUGGCACAGAGCAGCCCCUGGCCGGCGAUGGGGCCGAGGGGCCUGGCCACAGGCCCCCGCCCGCCCUCGACAAUGGCCAGGAGGCCGGCACCCUGUCCCACACCAACGGUCUGGCCCCCAGGCCCCCGGGCCAGGACCCUGCCCAGGCCGGGGCUGGGGUGGGCGUCCAGAGCGGCGGGGAGGACAACGAUCUGCUGACGGAGAUCCUGCCCGUACUGAGCCUACUCAGCAGCACGGAUGCCCACAAGGGGCCACCAGCCGCAGCAGGGACCAGGGACGCAGAAGUCCAGGUGGACAGGGAUCUGGACACCAAGGCCCGUAGGCCCCUGCCCCUGAGCGUGAACAACGACCGCGUCUUCAACGACCUCUGGGGCAAGGACAGCGCGCCCGUGGUCCUCAACAACCCGUACUCGGAGAAGGAGCAGCCCCCCGCGUCGGGGAAACAGUCCCCCACCAAGAAUGGCAGCCCCACCAAGUGCCCCCGCUUCCUCAAGGUCAAGAACUGGGAGACGGACGUGGUCCUCACCGACACCCUGCACCUGAAAAGUACAGUGGAGACGGGCUGCAGCGAGCACAUCUGCAUGGGCUCCGUCAUGCUCCCGUCCCAGCAAGUCCGCAGGCCCGAGGACGUCCGCACCAAAGCACAGCUCUUCCCCCUGGCCAAGGAGUUCAUCGACCAGUACUACUCGUCCAUUAAGAGGUUUGGCUCCAAGGCCCACAUGGAGCGGCUGGAGGAGGUGAACAAGGAGAUCCACACAACCAGCACCUACCAGCUGAAGGACACGGAGCUCAUCUAUGGAGCCAAGCAUGCCUGGCGGAACGCGGCCCGCUGUGUGGGCAGGAUCCAGUGGUCCAAGCUGCAGGUGUUCGAUGCCCGCGACUGCACCACGGCCCACGGCAUGUUCAACUACAUCUGCAACCACAUCAAGUACGCCACCAACAAAGGGAACCUCAGGUCUGCCAUCACCAUCUUCCCCCAGAGGACUGACGGCAAGCAUGACUUCCGCGUCUGGAACUCCCAGCUCAUCCGCUACGCGGGCUACAAGCAGCCCGACAGCUCCAUCCUGGGGGACCCGGCCAGUGUGGAGCUCACUGAGAUCUGCAUGCAGCAAGGCUGGAAACCGCCUCGUGGCCGCUUCGACGUCCUGCCGCUCCUGCUCCAGGCCAAUGGCAACGACCCCGAGCUCUUCCAGAUUCCGCCAGAGCUGGUCUUGGAAGUGCCCAUCAGGCACCCCAAGUUUGACUGGUUCCAGGAGCUGGGGCUGAAGUGGUAUGGGCUCCCCGCCGUGUCCAACAUGCUGCUGGAGAUCGGCGGCCUGGAGUUCAGCGCCUGCCCGUUCAGUGGCUGGUACAUGGGCACGGAGAUCGGCGUGCGGGACUACUGUGACAGCUCCCGCUACAACAUCCUGGAGGAAGUGGCCAAGAAGAUGAAUUUGGACAUGCGGAAGACGUCCUCGCUGUGGAAGGACCAGGCACUGGUGGAGAUCAACAUCGCGGUUCUCUACAGCUUCCAGAGUGACAAAGUGACCAUCGUGGACCACCACUCAGCCACCGAGUCUUUCAUCAAGCACAUGGAGAAUGAGUACCGCUGCCGGGGGGGCUGCCCGGCCGACUGGGUGUGGAUCGUGCCCCCCAUGUCCGGCAGUAUCACCCCCGUCUUCCACCAGGAGAUGCUCAACUACCGGCUCACGCCCUCCUUCGAGUACCAGCCUGACCCUUGGAACACCCACGUCUGGAAAGGCACCAACGGGACCCCCACCAAGCGGCGCGCCAUUGGCUUUAAGAAGCUGGCGGAAGCCGUCAAGUUCUCGGCCAAACUGAUGGGACAGGCGAUGGCCAAGCGGGUCAAGGCCACCAUCCUUUAUGCCACAGAGACGGGCAAGUCUCAGGCCUAUGCCAAGACCUUGUGUGAGAUCUUCAAACACGCCUUUGAUGCCAAGGUCAUGUCCAUGGAGGAGUAUGACAUCGUGCACCUGGAACACGAAACGCUGGUCUUGGUGGUCACCAGCACCUUCGGCAACGGAGACCCCCCUGAGAAUGGGGAGAAAUUCGGCUGCGCUCUGAUGGAGAUGAGACACCCCAACUCUGUGCAUGAGGAAAGGAAGAGCUACAAGGUCCGCUUCAACAGCGUGUCCUCAUACUCUGACUCCCGGAAGUCGUCGGGCGACGGGGCCGAGCUCAGAGACAACUUUGAGAGCACUGGCCCGCUGGCCAAUGUGAGGUUCUCCGUGUUCGGCCUGGGCUCCAGGGCCUACCCGCACUUCUGCGCCUUCGGCCACGCCGUGGACACGCUGCUGGAGGAGCUGGGCGGGGAACGGAUCCUGAAGAUGCGGGAGGGUGACGAGCUGUGCGGGCAGGAGGAGGCCUUCAGGACCUGGGCCAAGAAGGUCUUCAAGGCAGCCUGUGAUGUGUUCUGUGUGGGUGACGACGUGAACAUCGAGAAAGCCAACAACUCCCUCAUCAGCAAUGACCGCAGCUGGAAAAGAAACAAGUUCCGCCUCACCUAUGUGGCUGAAGCUCCGGAACUGACCCAAGGUCUGUCCGGCGCCCACAAGAAGUGGGUCUCAGCUGCUCGAGUGCUCAGCCGUCAGAACCUCCAGAGUGCCCAGUCCAGCCGCUCCACCAUCUUCGUGCGUCUCCACACCAACGGGAACCCCGAGCUGCAGUACCAGCCCGGAGACCACCUGGGCGUCUUCCCGGGCAACCACGACGACCUGGUGUCCGCCCUCAUCGCGCGGCUGGAGGACGCGCCGCCACCCGACCAGCUGCUGAAGGUGGAGCUGCUGGAGGAGCGGAACACGGCGCUAGGAGUCAUCAGCAACUGGACGGACGAGGCCCGCCUCCCACCCUGCACCAUCUUCCAGGCCUUCAAGUACUACCUGGACAUCACCACGCCACCCACGCCACUGCAGCUACAGCAGUUCGCCUCCCUGGCCACCAGUGAGAGCGAGAAGCAGCGGCUGCUGGUCCUCAGCAAGGGCCUGCAGGAGUACGAGGAGUGGAAGUGGGGCAAGAACCCCACGGUGGUGGAGGCGCUGGAGGAGUUCCCGUCCGUGCAGAUGCCCGCCACGCUGCUGCUCACACAGCUGUCCCUGCUGCAGCCGCGCUACUACUCCAUCAGCUCGUCCCCGGACAUGUACCCCGACGAGGUGCACCUCACCGUGGCCGUGCUCUCCUACCGCACCCGAGAUGGACAAGGCCCCGUCCACCAUGGCGUGUGCUCCUCCUGGCUCAAUCGCAUCCCACCUGGCGAGAGCGUGCCCUGCUUCGUGCGCGGGGCGCCCAGCUUCCGCCUGCCCCGGAACCCCCACGCGCCCUGCAUCCUGGUGGGCCCCGGCACCGGCGUCGCCCCAUUCCGGAGUUUCUGGCAGCAGCGACAGUUUGACAUCCAGCACAAAGGCCUGAGCCCCUGCCCCAUGGUCCUGGUCUUCGGGUGCCGGCAGUCCGAGAUGGACCACAUCUACAAGGAGGAGGCCCUGCAGGCCAAGGGCAAGGGCGUCUUCCGAGAGCUGUACACCGCCUACUCCCGGGAGCCCGACAGGCCCAAGAAAUACGUGCAGGACAUCCUGCAGGAGCAGCUGGCCGAGCCCGUGUACCGCGCGCUCAAGGAGCAGGGGGGCCACAUCUACGUGUGCGGGGACGUCACCAUGGCGGCGGACGUGCUCAAGGCCGUGCAGCGCAUCCUGGCCCAGCAGGGCCGGCUCUCGGCCGAGGACGCCGGCGUGUUUGUCAGCCGCCUGCGGGAUGACAACCGAUACCACGAGGAUAUUUUUGGGGUCACCCUGCGAACGUACGAAGUGACCAACCGCCUUAGAUCUGAAUCCAUUGCCUUCAUUGAGGAAAGCAAAAAGGACACUGACGAGGUGUUCAGUUCCUAACUGGACCCUCCCGCGGCUGAGCUGGGAGGAGGCCCCACGCCGAGAGGACCAUGUGGGUUUUGUAAGUGCGGACGCUACUGGACCUUUCCUCGGGCCC
Molecule: messenger RNA, 4412 nt
Organism: Sorex fumeus (smoky shrew)
Lineage: Eukaryota; Metazoa; Chordata; Mammalia; Eulipotyphla; Soricidae
Gene: NOS1
Product: nitric oxide synthase 1
Exons: 28
Coding region: 14-4315 (1433 amino acids)
Biological process (GO): nitric oxide biosynthetic process
Molecular function (GO): FMN binding; nitric-oxide synthase activity; calmodulin binding
Source: RefSeq, a predicted model, not a curated record